Molecule: messenger RNA, 1113 nt
Organism: Candida tropicalis MYA-3404
Lineage: Eukaryota; Fungi; Ascomycota; Pichiomycetes; Serinales; Debaryomycetaceae
Product: methionine aminopeptidase
Exons: 1
Coding region: 1-1113 (370 amino acids)
Biological process (GO): proteolysis
Molecular function (GO): metalloaminopeptidase activity
Source: RefSeq, a predicted model, not a curated record
AUGACUGCCAUCUGUGCUUCUCCCCUUUGUGGUAAAGAAACUGAAUCUGCUUUGAAAUGUCCUGUCUGUUUGAAGGAAGGCAUUUCAAAUGUAUUUUGUAAUCAAAAUUGUUUCCGUUCAAGCUGGACAACCCAUAAGAGUAUCCAUAAACUGGAAGAUGGAGCUGAAGAAUAUAUCCCAUUUCCAACUUUCCAAUAUACUGGUGAUUUAAGACCACACUAUCCUUUGUCUCCAAGAAGAGCUGUUCCCCAACAUAUCAAGUUACCAGACUAUGCCAAAAACGGUAGACCUAUUAGUGAAAUCAAAAAUGAUAGGGUUGGUAAGAUUCCAGUUUUAACUCCAAAGGAAAUUGAAAAGAUGAGAAAAGUUGCUAAGAUUUCAAGAGAAAUUUUGGAUAUCACUGCUAGUCAUAUUAAACCAGGUAUUACUACUGAUGAAUUGGAUGCCAUUUUACAUAAAGAAUGUAUCAAGAGAAAUGCUUAUCCAUCUCCAUUGAAUUAUUACAACUUCCCUAAAUCAUUCUGCACAUCUAUCAAUGAAGUUAUCUGUCAUGGUAUACCAGAUAAAACUAAGUUACAAGACGGAGACAUUGUCAAUUUAGAUGUCACCAUCUAUUAUCUUGGAUUGCAUUCUGAUCUUAAUGAAACCUAUUAUGUUGGUGAUAAGGCCAAGGCUAACCCAGAAUUGGUGAACUUGGUUGAAACCACUAGAGAAUGUCUUGAUUUGGCUAUUAAAUACGUCAAACCAGGUAUUGCUUUCAGAGAAUUGGGUAACAUCAUUGAAAAGCACGCUAGUGAAAACAACUGUUCUGUUGUUCGUACUUAUUGUGGUCACGGUUGUGGGGAAUUGUUCCAUUGUCAACCAAAUAUUCCUCAUUAUGCUAAGAACAAGGCUAUUGGUAUUGCCAAGCCAGGUCAAGUCUUUACUAUUGAACCUAUGCUUAAUGCUGGUACUUUCAAAGAUGUCACUUGGCCAGAUAGUUGGACUUCCACCACCCAAGAUGGUAAACCUUCUGCUCAAUUUGAACAUAUGUUGUUGGUUACUGAAGAUGGUUGUGAAGUCUUGACUGCUAGAACCGAAACCUCUCCAGGAGGACCAAUUGCUAGAGUAUAA